Molecule: messenger RNA, 368 nt
Organism: Cylicocyclus nassatus
Lineage: Eukaryota; Metazoa; Nematoda; Chromadorea; Rhabditida; Strongylidae
Source: the annotation of a GenBank genome assembly
AUGUUUUCGUCUGUGUACUUCGUUCUCCUUGUGUCUAUUACUGCCCGCAGCCAAGCGCUGAAAUGUCACUCGGGUGUCUUAGUUGUAUCAGAUCGUGGAAAGACCGUUUUUUGGAGCGUUCAGCCACUUUCCAAAAGAAAAAAAAUCAUGUUUCCGUUAGUCAAAUUGUUGAUGCUGAUGCUCCUAUUGCAAGUUACGGUGGAGGAAGUAAAAACUACAAACGGGAAAUGCGGCAACACAGAUCCUAGAACUGCUAACCUUAUCUGCAAUGCGCUUUGCAAAAAAAUGAGGUGCUCGGGAGGAGGCUACUGCAGAAUAGAUGACUGGAAUUGUGUAUGUUUAUCCUGUCCAUGAUCAAAGAACAAACC